CUUUGGCACCUCAACUAUCUAACUUUCACAAUAUGUUCCUCUCAAAUUUGUGAUUUGCUUCCACCUGCAAAUUGCUUUGUGUAUCAUAUUUAAUAAAUCAAUACAAUCUAAAUGUUUAAAUGAACAUGUAUAGUCACACCAUUGUAGCAGUGUUGCAUGCAGUAGGCUAUAAGGUAAGUAGAGAUUGUUCAUUUGAAGUUUACUCAAGUGGAAGAAUGUAAGUAAUAAACUUACACCUACUAGCACUAUGCAUUAUAUUGUGAAAAAGUAGAUUAUCUUAAUAUCAAAACCUUAAAUUUUCUCUGGACUUAAUGAUAAAUACAUGUCUGACUGUUGGAACGAACAAAAAAAAACCUAGUAAUCGCAUUCAUGACGAUUUAUGGUGAUUUUAUAUCUUUGCCUACAUUGAUCCUGAUGCAUUAAGAGGAGGGGUCCCUGUACCAAGAUGGCGGCUCAAUUGACGCAUUCGUUCCAAUGUACUGCCAUAUACAAGGCAACAUCUAGUGUAUAUCUAUGGAUAGCUUGCACUGCAUCAUGAUACAGAGAGUUACUCUGACUUUGCUUCUCUGGGGUAGUUGUGGUUGGCUCAUCUCAAACUGUGAAGGCCAAGGCUUGUUUGCAUCAAUGACUGUCGGAAACUGCUCCUGUAAACUUGGCCAUGGAAAGUGUGCUGAAGAUGGUGAUUGCAGAUGUGACCCAGGUUGGGGAGGACCCUUCUGUGAGGACUGUGUGCGGAUGCCCGGCUGUAUCCACGGCUCCUGUCAUCAGCCAUGGCAGUGCACCUGUUUGGAUGGCUGGACAGGACGCUUCUGUGACAAAGAUAUUUAUGUGUGUGAAAAUGAGAAGCCAUGUCAAAAUGGGGCCACCUGUUUUCUAAAUGAUGCCGGAGAGUACAACUGUUUGUGUCCUGAAGGCUUCCAUGGAAAAAACUGUGAGUUAAAGACCGGGCCGUGCCAUAAAAUCAAGUCCCCCUGUAAGAAUGGUGGCUUAUGUGAGGAUCUAGGUGGCUUUGCACCUGAGCUAACUUGUCGAUGCCUAGUCGGCUUCACAGGCCCUCGCUGUGAGACCAACAUGGACGACUGCCUGAUGCGCCCCUGUGCGAAUGGUGCUACUUGUGUGGAUGGUGUGAACCGCUUUUCAUGCCUCUGCCCCGCUGGGUUCACAGGCCGUUUCUGCACAGUCAACCUGGAUGACUGUGCCAGUGGACCAUGCCUCAAUGGAGGCCGCUGUAUAGACCGCAUCAACAACUUUCACUGCCUGUGUCCUGCUGGAUACACAGGUCGAACUUGUGAGAUUCCACUGCCGGUCAAGGAGCUCCAAACACAAGCACCACACAAGGACUCCUUUGGCUGGGGAGGAGGAGGGUUCUCAGAAAUCUCCAAAAAUCCCCACAUUACUGCAAAUAAACCACACACUUACACCUCAGGAAACUACUCUCAUGGGGUUACAACCAAUGGAGAUAAAGGUCAUCUGUUAAAAAUUUCUGUAAAGGAGGUAGUGACUCAGAGUGCACAAACAGGACUCUCAGAGGAACAUUUUUUAAUCCUGCUGGUAUUAGGAGGGCUGACUCUGGCUGUGGUGGCUCUUACAGCUGGCCUGGUGCUACGAGGACACUGGCAGAAUAUAUGUGUCUGCAAUCACUGUAGAGCACCGACCUCCAAACAACAUUCAUUCCAGCGAUGUCGCAUGCAGCAGCGCCACUUAGCUGCCACUCAGCAGGACUGUAAGAUCAGCUUCCUACACUCAUCUGCUGCACCUGAGCUGGAGAAGAAGAGACUAAACACAGAGGUCAUAUGAAGAUAUGGGGGAAAAGACUUGACUUCUCAUAAUAAAGAUGGGUCAUGUUUAAUGAAAAACAGUCUGUUUGUGACCGUAAUGGCCCGGUCACAUCAGCUGUCAUUCAUGAAGAAAAGUUGGCUAUUCAAGUGCAGGUAAAGUGAAAGAACAAGAAACAGCCUUGAGGGAGCAUCUAUAGGAUAGGACUAUAGGAAUGUUUCAUUACCACACAGUCUUCAGAAGUACCGCAAUGAAGAAAAUUACUGUACUAUUCCUAUUUUAUACAAAAAAAAAUUUUGCUCUUAAACCUAAGGGUGUUUUGUUCCAUUUCAGUGCCCCAAGUGGUCACCAACUGAUGACUCAGCAUCAGGCUUUUUUCUGCAUAUGUGAACACAAUAAAUGAACUCAGAUUCCUCUGAAGUGACACACAAGAGAAGUAUACACAGUUACUGUAGUUUAUGGUUAAUUUUGUGGUCCACUCGAUUUGUUCUUCACAUUUUGACAUUGCAUUUGACUUUUUCAGUCUAAUCUGCUUUAAAAAAAAAAAAAUCACAUUUGCUACAAGGGAAUAGUAAAGACAUAUACACGAGUGAUUAGUGUAGACUUCUCAGAGCCUUUAAAGGUAGAAGGUGCCAAUGUGGAAACAGCUGUCUUGUAAAUAAUAAUUGAAUAUUUGUGUUGUUUUAUAUUUGUGUAUAAUGGGAUUUUUGUACAAAUGUUGGAAAAUUUAUAAUGGGUCCAAGCACACUGUGCUGGAGCCUUUGUGUUUUCUUUUUUUGAUGAUGAUGAUGGUGAUGGGGAGAUGACAGAAAGGUGCAUUUCCCCUAUAAUAUAGGCAAAUAUGGGGACCUUGAUCGGUCUCUUAGUGUCCCUAUAGCACACAAUUGUUGUUGUUUUUUUUUUGCUUGCUCUUUAUCCCCCAUAUAAUCUGACUGCAAGACAGUUCCAGACUAUUGAAUUUUAAAUUCAUUCACAUAAUAUGCUAAACUUAACAUUGCACGUCUAGACCUCUAGCAUUUCCAAACAUGACCACCACACGCCAAUUAAUCCAUCCAGGGUGGAGCUUGGUAAGUGUGGGUAACUCAUGAAGACUUGGAUAGAUUCUCAUUUAACUUGAAAGUCUACAUAAAAUAAUUUUAGGGGUCAACCAAAUAAUUGCUUCUCAGUGAUUGCUUAUCGAUUAGCAGGCUGCAUCUUUGUGCUUGUCUCUAAGGUAGUCAAGGAUUAUGUUUUGUGAAAUUAAAAAAAACAUGAAUGCUGUCAGUCAAAUUUAAACUUCAGCUGGCUUUUAACAGGCUUACCGUUGGCCAUGCUGUCAGUAAUGUCGUUAUAAGAUUUGAAGUCUGUAUCUCAAGAGAGACCAAAUGACAAAAAAGCUGCAUUUCCAUUUUAACUUUUAUUUGUAACCUUCAUUGUUUAAUAUCAUUCUUGUUAUUUUUUAAAAACCAAUCAACAUCUGGGUUAUUUUGUUCAGGUGACACAAAAUUAAUCUGAACAAUAACUGGAUUUUCACAAUAUCAAAUUUUGCAGCAAAGACGCCAUAAAAAAUAAAGGCCAUUUCCAUGCAGAUCUUAUUGUUCAGACAUAAACAGUGGUAAUAUUUAGCAGCCCAGCAUGAGGAUGCCCAGAUUUUGUCAUUUGACCACAAUGUGGUCCUAAAGCAUACAAAUAACUAAACAGAACUUCAUGAACUGUUUUGUUUUCCUUGAAUGUCUGGAACAUGGAUUCAUGCCAUUCGGAAUAGGUACAAAGUCAAUCUCAGACUCUGCAUGCAAAUUUUCAUAAAACUUCACUUGAUCCAGAUUUGUUCCACUUCUUAUCUGAUCCAUUUGACAACCACAAAGACAACAAACAGGAAAUCAGGAUAUAGUUUUAAUCUCUAUUUUUCUUAAGAGGAAUACAUUUGACAGUUAAGAAGUGCUCCAAGUAAAGAAGUGAGAUCAUAUCUCAUGAAUUUCCUGUACUAAAUUUUAUACCUAUCUUUGGCACUAUUCCAAGUGUCCACAACAUUGUGAGUUAUUUGGCCUUACAGGUAGAGUGUGUCUAUAUCUCCACAACACUUGUGUGUGUUGACACUGAACCUGAGACUCAACACUACAUAUUUGACAUGAUCCAUGAUGUGCAGAUAGAUCAAUAGGGCAAUAAAUGCAGUGUCGGACUUGCUUGGGAAAUAAUACUUGCAAUCUACUAGCCAUUAUUUGCAGUUAUAUUUUUAUCUUAAUAAGCGUGAUCUCCAUCAUUGGAACUCUUUAGAUAAAACACUUUGAUGUACAGCAAUAUAGGAUCAACAGUAUUUUUUAAAUAUAAAUCUAAUUUAUUUCUGUAAAUUAUUGGUGUAAUGUGUACUUGAGUAUUUCAAUGUGUAUUUUUGAUACUGAGUAGAUACCGAGUUGUAUUAAGAUUGUAGAGAAUAACAAAAUUCUCUUGUAAAAUAUUUAAAGGACACCUUAAUGUCAUGCCACAUCAUACAUCAUUCGUUUCUGACUGAACUGAUCACAUAAUUAAUGGCAUUUGCAGGUAAAGAAGAAGACAUGUUUUUGUAAUCCUCAGUAUUUAGACAGAAGGAAAUGUGAUUCAUUUAUUUAAGCUCAUUGGUUCCUAUUUCAGGACACAAAAGCAAUAUCCGGGUUUUUUAUUGCCAUGGUCGUCUUUUUUUUUUUUUAAUAAACAAACUGAUGGAUUAAAUGUUGAAGGUGCUUAAAUAGUGUGG
Messenger RNA from Tachysurus fulvidraco (yellow catfish), 4486 nucleotides. RefSeq names its product delta-like 2 homolog (Drosophila) (gene dlk2). Gene Ontology annotation, biological process: establishment or maintenance of epithelial cell apical/basal polarity; heterophilic cell-cell adhesion. The record is from RefSeq and is a predicted model, not a curated record. Gene Ontology annotation, molecular function: calcium ion binding. Lineage: Eukaryota; Metazoa; Chordata; Actinopteri; Siluriformes; Bagridae. Bases 514 to 1797 code for a protein of 427 amino acids. The transcript has 6 exons. Gene Ontology annotation, cellular component: plasma membrane; protein-containing complex.